Molecule: messenger RNA, 426 nt
Organism: Striga asiatica
Lineage: Eukaryota; Viridiplantae; Streptophyta; Magnoliopsida; Lamiales; Orobanchaceae
Source: the annotation of a GenBank genome assembly
AUGGACUCUGAACUUGUGAUCCACUGUGGUGGAUGUCACUGCAAGAGAGUGAGGUGGCGCGUGCGGGCCCCACCAAGCGUUGUGGCCUGGCAAUGCAACUGCUCCGAUUGCUCUAUGAGAGGAAACACGCACUUCGUUGUCCCAUCCCAAGAUUUCGAACUAAACGAAGAUUCCAAACAGUUCCUUACGACUUACACGUUCGGGACGCAUACAGCGAAACAUACUUUCUGCAGAAUUUGCGGCAUAACUUCUUUUUACAUCCCGAGGUCGAAUCCUGAUGGUGUGGGGGUCACGGUCAAUUGUGUUGACUCGGGGACUUUGAAGAAUGUGGAGAUGAGGCAAUUUGACGGGCAGAAUUGGGAGAGCUCGUUCGUUCAGUCUGGCAUCUCUUCUUAUUCCAAGAUAGCUCCAGAGAAGCCAGAAUGA